This is a messenger RNA of Abrus precatorius (Indian licorice), 1194 nucleotides long. RefSeq names its product probable polygalacturonase At3g15720. Bases 1 to 1194 code for a protein of 397 amino acids. The record is from RefSeq and is a predicted model, not a curated record. Gene Ontology annotation, biological process: carbohydrate metabolic process. Lineage: Eukaryota; Viridiplantae; Streptophyta; Magnoliopsida; Fabales; Fabaceae. Gene Ontology annotation, molecular function: polygalacturonase activity. The transcript has 7 exons.
AUGAAAAGCCUAUUUGUUGUCCUUGUAAUCUUGGUUAUAACUUCACCUAGCUUGUGUGCUAGAGUAAGCCUUGUUGAUGUAUCUGCUAUCUCCAAUGUUGUUACCUAUGGCGCCAAGGGGGAUGGCCAAACUGAUGACUCACAAGCUUUUCUGAAAGCAUGGCAAGAAGUGUGUGGUGCAAAUCAGGGAGCCGCAACACUUCUCAUACCGAAAGCACAAACAUUCCUGUUGCAACCUGUGUCGUUCCAAGGUCCUUGCAAACCUGCAACCAUUAAUAUAGAGCUUCAGGGAACUAUCACUGCCCCAAAAGGAGUUAAUGCUUGGCGAUGGUCAGAUAUUAAGGAUAGGAAAACAUGGGUUCAAUUCUUGGGCAUAAGUGGCCUUGUAAUUAACGGAGGAGGAAAAGUUGAUGGCCAAGGUGCUGCAUGGUGGAGCAUAAGUCGUCGCGCCUCUGAUAGACCCACUGCUAUUCGAUUCCUUAACUGUCAAAAUCUAAGACUUAGCUCGUUGACGCACAUCAACAGCCCCAGAAAUCAUAUAAGCAUAAACACAUGCAAUGGCGUAAGCAUCUCCGAUAUUAAUAUUGUUGCACCAAAUGAUAGUCCAAACACCGAUGGGAUAGAUAUUGCAACAUCAUCUAACGUCUUAAUACAGAAUUCCAACAUUGCAACUGGUGACGACUGCAUUGCCAUUAUCACCGGUUCCACCUUCGUCAACAUAACUGGCAUUUUCUGUGGACCUGGCCACGGCAUCAGUGUUGGUAGCCUCGGACAAGGUGGAACUAAUGCUAAAGUAGAAGAGGUACAUGUGCGGAAUUGCACCUUCACUGGAACUACCAAUGGAGCCAGAAUCAAGACAUGGGUGGGAGGAUCGGGUUUUGCUAGGAAGAUCACAUUUGAAGAUAUUAUGCUUGUUGGAACCAAGAACCCAGUGAUUAUUGACCAACGCUAUUCUGACAUUCCUGAAAACAAUGGAGCAGUGCAAAUAAGUGACGUUACUUACAGCGACGUGAGAGGAACUACUAUUACUCCCAAUGCAGUUCAACUCAACUGUGACUCUAGCAUUCCAUGUACCAACAUUGUAUUCGAUCGUAUUAACAUAACCUCCGCAAAUGGACAGAAAACAUUUGGUACGUGCACUAAUGAACGAGCCACAUGCACUUCCUCGUGUAAUCCAAUUGUCUCAUGUCGUUAA